GCUCGCCGCCCUCAAUAUCCAAUCCCGCCGCUCAGAUCUCUCUCCCGCAGCCAAGCGUCCCAGAGUGCAGAAUAAGUCUUAUAAAUUGAGUCCAGAGAAGAAGCUGAAAUUUGAGACUCCCAUUGUCCUUCGUCGUUCUCUAAGGACACGGGGAAAGCCGCCGGAUUCUUCUACGUCUGGUGGCCUUAAGGAUGACUUUGAUGAAUCCAAAAGUGAGAAUAAACUGGGGCCUCAGUUCUCCCCUGCCAAAGUGCGUAAAGAACCUGUACCUAUCAAUAUGAAAGAUGCAUUUUGUGGUGAGAAUUAUGGCCCAAACCAACAGUUGAUUGAAACAAUUAAAAGUUUAUCAAGAAAAGAACAACUAGACGAGAAUGCUGAUCAAGAACUUAUUGUUUGUGAACAAGAGAAGAAGAGAAGACCUCCAUGUUCAAUAGAUAUUGAUUCAUUGAGAUUGGAACCAGAAAAUAUGGCUCGGGUUGUUCCUGGAAGAAUACUAAAUGUGAAGUUUAUCCCUACAGCAGGGAUGAGAAUGGUUGUUGCAGGAAAUAAGUAUGGAAAUAUUGGUUUCUGGAAUGCUGACGCCAAAGAGGACGGAGAUGGGAUUUAUUUGUAUCAGCCUCAUUCCAGUCCAGUAUCAGGAAUAUUAAUUGAUUCAUUUUCACAGUCAAAGAUGUUUACAUCCUGUUAUGAUGGGUUUAUCAGGCUGUUGGACAUUAAUAAGGAGUUAUUUGAUUCCAUAUAUUUAAGUGAUUAUUCUAUAUAUGCCCUAUUUCAAAGGCCAAACAAUUCGAAUUCAUUAUAUUACGCUGAGGGAGAUGGAUAUCUUGGAAUAUGGGACUUGAGAGCUGGAAAGUCAUCAUCAUCAUGGAAAUUGCAUGAAGAUAGGAUCAACUCAAUAGAUUUUAACAUGGAAAAUAGUAAUACUAUGGCUACAAGCUCAACAGAUAGAACUGUAUGUGUCUGGGAUAUGAGAAAUGCUGGCUCUCAUAAACCAAAACCUUUGAGAACUAUUCAACAUGAAAGAGCUGUGCAUUCUGCUUACUUUUCACGUUCUGGUCGACAUCUUGCGUCAACAAGUUUUGAUAACAAAAUAGGCUUGUCAAGUGGAGCUAAUUAUGAAGAUGUAAGCAUGAUCCACCACAAUAAUCAAACAGGCAGAUGGCUGUCUUCUUUCAGAGGCAUAUGGGGCUGGGAUGAUUCAUAUAUAUUCAUUGGCAACAUGAAGAGGGGAGUCGACAUCAUUUCAACGCAUGAAAAGACGAUUGUUAAGACAUUACAAAGUGAAUUGGUGUCUGCUAAUCAAUGCCGCUUUGACACACACCCGUACAACGUUGGGAUGCUUGCAGGCGCUACCAGCGGUGGUCAGGUUUAUCUCUGGGGGAUGUCUUAGCCCAACAUAUACAACCUGUUCUCACUUAGCUUCCUCCACCUGUUGGAACGAAAUUUUCUACUAGAAAAUCAUUUAUUCUCUUUUGGCGGAUCAUGUUCCAAAACUAGAUGUACUAUUAUUAUAACCAUAUACUAGUAUGUCAUUAGAUUACCUCUUCCUGGUAUACAUACUUUUAAAUUUGGUUAUAUUGAAGACAGAGGGAGUAGACAACAACAACAACAACCUAGUCGGAUCUCACAAAAUAGGGUCUAAGGAGGGUGUGUGUAUGCAGACCUUGCCCUACUUGAAAAUAGAGACUUUUUCCAAGAGAUCCCCGGCUCAAGCUGCAUAGAUAAAAGAAUCAUAGGAGAUACAUGAAGUAGAGAAAGUAUAGGUAAAGCACCAAGCACACCGAGGCAAGGAAGAAACUAAGGUUAAUGAAGGAGUGUAAUAGGGAAAUAAAAUGUCAUAACAAAUAAAAACACACCAGUCGAACAUGUAUAACAUUAUUUGUGUGCCCAAACACAGAAGGGACAAACUAACUUGGACCAAAUUAUUUAAAAAUUAAGAUGCAACAUUAGAAAAACUAAAAGCGGCACACAAUAAUUAUGAGAAUUAGGUGGUGGUCUUUGGAGGUGUAUUGGCAAGUUUCCAAGUGAAUUCCUUAAUAUCAUCAAACCAAGCAUCCCCUGCAACUUCAUUCAUUGGGAACAACUCUGUUACUUCUUUCACCUCUUCAGGGCCGUCUCCGAAAAAUUAAGGGCCCUCUACGACACACAGAAAAUUGGCCAUUGUGUCAUAAUAUAAUAAAAUCUACUCCCUCCGUCCCGUUUUAAAUCGUCUGUUUUGAUUUUUGGGCAUAUUUAAGGAAAAGAAACACAAUAGAGUUGAUUUUUCAAAAUUGACAUUACUUUUAAAAAGGGGUGACGAUGAAUGAGAAUAUAAAGUGGAGAAGAGUGACUUAUUUUAAGGGUAGUUUAUGUAUUUUACUCUUAAAAGUUUACGAAAAAAACUAACAGGCAAUUUAUUUUGGGACGGAGAAAAAAGGCAAACAUGCAAUUUAAAAUGGGACAGAGGGAGUAUCAAUUAGUUUAUUUAAAAAUAAUUAACAUUAUACUAAUAAGAAUAAUAAAAUAUCAAAUUCAUGGUGUAAUCAAUUGUGUGGCUCCGAAUCUCCAAUGGACUGGCUACUGCUUUGGCUUAAUUCCUUCCGUAUGUAGAUAGGCCACUAGGCCCACUGUCCUUUACUUCUUUGUGUUUUAAAUUUUUUAUAUAAAUAAACAAAUGUGUGUGUG
Molecule: messenger RNA, 2664 nt
Organism: Cuscuta campestris
Lineage: Eukaryota; Viridiplantae; Streptophyta; Magnoliopsida; Solanales; Convolvulaceae
Source: the annotation of a GenBank genome assembly